CGGAUCAAAAACUAAUUGGAAUCCGUUGUUUCGAGACCAAUUGUCAAAGAUUUUGAUAGAUGCGUUUUGUCAAUAAACUAUUUAAUAACCUGUUUUAUCGCAUUUUAAACAAUUACGAAGAAUUUUUAAGUCUCUUCGAAUGGUAUUAUAACAAUAUGUGUAUCGGUCCAUUAAAAAAAAUAUGCCAUUGGGGACCGCUUACUGCUUUAGAAAUAAAUGUGUCGUGGUAUUUGUUAAAAUGACGAAGGACUCCGCCCGUUUUAUUUCAAACAUACUUUUUCGCGGGGAAUUCAAAAAAUUAUUCUAUGAAAAGAAUUAUAAAAAUUAUCACAUUAAUAACAAUACAUUGUAGUAGACAAUGGUGGCCACCUCAAGAAAGCUUUUGGGCAACAGCAAAUUUUUGUUUCUUUUUUUUCUUUAGCGGAUCAACUCUUUUUCACUUCAUCAGUGCAAUUUUUGAGGGGCCUGGAUUUUUACCACUAAAAUGGAUGCCGGAAAAACCCACAGAUGCUCAAUUUUUACAGUAUUGUACCGUUUGUCAAGGAUACAAAGCACCAAGGUCUCAUCAUUGCAGAAAAUGUGAUCGUUGUGUUCUGAAAAUGGAUCAUCAUUGUCCAUGGAUAAACAACUGUGUUGGUCAUCACAAUCAUGGACAUUUUACAGCAUUUUUGGCUAGUGCAGUUGGUGGUUGUUUCAUUUCCACCAUCAUACUAAUUUCUUGGGUUGUUACUGUAUUAUCAUUAAAACCUAUACCAUUUCCACCACCUUCUGUUUUUACUUUGAUUUUAGUUAUUUUCACCAUCGGUUUAUCAAUCGGUGUGGUUCUUACUGUAGGAAUGUUACUUUACCUUCAGAUGAUGUCUAUUAUAAAGAACAAAACUGAAAUAGAGGAUUGGAUAUCAGAAAAAGCAUAUCAUCGUAGAUUUGGUACAGAUAAAAAAUUCAUUCAUCCAUAUUCCAAAGGGUGGCUAUUUAAUGUGAGACAAGUUCUUACAUGGGAUUGUUCGCCUGUAGGUGAUGGUAUUAAUUGGCCAGUGAUCGACGGCUGUGAUCAAUACACAUUAACGAAAGAGCAAUUGGCACAAAAAAUGGAUAAACGGAGAAGGGCACGUAGAUAUAGGAUAAUAAAACCUUCUUCUGGCUCGUGGUUACCAAUUCAACAUGGUUGGGGGGUAUUAUGUCAUCCUCCUUGUACAGACGAAACACGAAUUAAACUAAAUGUAGCGGAUAUUGUGAUUGUCACACGUUGGCGAAGAUAUUGGUUAUUCGGAGAAAAAGAACAAGGUGCUAUAAAUGAUGUUCCCAUAAAACGAGUACGAGGAUGGUUCCCGCGACCGUGUGCAAUUGAACUCAUAGAAAGUAAUUAAUAUACAUGGAUAUCAUUUAAGUCUGAUUAAAAGUUUAUUUUAAAAUUAUAGUGCAUUUAGAUA
Polistes dominula (European paper wasp) is the source of this 1430-nucleotide messenger RNA. Its product is annotated as palmitoyltransferase ZDHHC6. The record is from RefSeq and is a predicted model, not a curated record. Gene Ontology annotation, molecular function: palmitoyltransferase activity. Lineage: Eukaryota; Metazoa; Arthropoda; Insecta; Hymenoptera; Vespidae.